Molecule: messenger RNA, 1793 nt
Organism: Paramecium tetraurelia
Lineage: Eukaryota; Ciliophora; Oligohymenophorea; Peniculida; Parameciidae
Exons: 4
Biological process (GO): ribosomal subunit export from nucleus; translational termination; translational initiation
Molecular function (GO): ATP binding; ATP hydrolysis activity; ribosomal small subunit binding
Source: RefSeq, a predicted model, not a curated record
AUGGAGGAAUCAAAGUUAAGAAUUGCCAUCAUCAAUAAAGACAGAUGUAAACCAUAGCGUUGUGCUUUGGAAUGUAAGAAGAAUUGCCCAAUUAAUAAGAGUGAGAAAUUGUGUAUAGAGGUUACAAAGUAAAGCAAAACAUGCACAAUAAAUGAAUCAUUAUGCAUUGGAUGUGCCAUUUGUGUAAAGAAAUGUCCAUUCAAAGCAAUCAUGAUUAUCAAUUUACCCAAAGAUUUAUCUAAAGAAUUGACUCAUUAAUACGGAGCCAACUCAUUCAAAUUGCAUAGAUUACCAACACCUAGACCUGGAUAAGUUUUAGGAUUAGUUGGAACCAAUGGUAUUGGAAAGUCAACUGCAUUGUAAAUUCUAAGUGGAAAAGUGUAACCUAAUUUGGGUUUAUAUAAAGAGCCACCUACAGUAGAAUAGAUAUUGAAGUAUUUUAGAGGUAGUGAAUUACAGAGCUAUUUAUAAAAAGUGUUUGAGGGUAAGGUCAAGGCUGUAAUCAAACCAUAAUAUGUGGAUUCUAUUGGUAAGGCAGUCAAAGGGAAAGUUGGAGAUGUUAUUAAGAAUAAGGAUAAAUUGAAUAGAGCAGAUUAAUUGUUGAAGGAUUUAGAAUUGAAUCAUUUAUUGGAUAGAGAAAUAAGUAUGUUGUCAGGAGGUGAAUUGUAAAGAUUUGCAAUUUUGAUGGCUUGUAUUUCUGAAAGUGAUUGUUUGAUGCUUGAUGAACCAACAUCUUAUUUGGACAUCAAAUAAAGAGUAGUGGCAUCUAGAAUCAUUAGAAAUCAAGUGAGAGAUAACAAUUAUCUUAUUAUUGUUGAACAUGAUCUAUCCAUUUUAGAUUAUCUAUCCGAUUUUAUUUGUUGUCUUUAUGGUGAAUAAACAGCUUAUGGUAUAGUGACAAUGCCUUUUUCAGUUAGAGAAGGUAUCAAUAUAUUCUUGGCUGGAUUUGUACCAACUGAAAAUAUGAGAUUCAGAGACUAUGAAUUAAAUUUCAAGAUAUCAGAUAAUUUAGAAAUGUUGGAGAACCAAAAACAAAAGAAAAACUAUUAAUAUCCUGACAUGAAGAAAGUGUAAGGAGAAUUUUCAUUGUAAAUCAAAGCAGGAGGUUUCAAUAAUUCAGAAAUUGUUGUCUUAUUGGGAGAAAAUGGAACUGGAAAAACUACAUUCAUCAAGAUGUUGGCAGGAAAGGACAAAGAUGCUGUUGAUGUCCCCAGAUUGAGUGUCAGUUACAAACCAUAAAUGAUUGCACCAACAUUCGAUGGAACUAUAGUCAUAGAAAUCCUUAAUUCCAAAACUGAUGUGUAUAAGCCAUUGAGAAUUGAAGACUUGGAAGAUAAUGAGGUUAAGAAAUUGUCAGGAGGUGAAUUGUAAAGAGUCGCUUUGAUUCUUGCUUUAGGUAAACCAGCUGAGGUUUAUCUAUUGGAUGAACCCUCUGCCUAUUUAGAUGCAGAGUAAAGAGUUGCCACAUCUAAAUUGAUUAAAAGAUAUAUUAUGAAUACUAAAAGAGCAGGAUUUGUUGUUGAACAUGAUUUCAUUAUGGCAACUUAUUUGGCAGAUAAAGUCGUAGUCUAUGAGGGUGUUCCAGGCAAAGCUUGCGUUGCUAAUACACCUGAAGAUUUAUUGACAGGAAUGAACAAGUUCUUGAAUGUGCUUAAUAUUACAUUUAGAAGAGAUCCAACCAACUUUAGACCAAGAAUCAAUAAAAUGGAUUCUAUUUUGGAUAGAGAGUAGAAACAAAGUGGUAACUAUUUCUGUUUAGAUGAAUGAAAAUUCUUAUUAAAUUUACAUAAAUU